Triticum turgidum subsp. durum (durum wheat) is the source of this 1839-nucleotide messenger RNA. NCBI's taxonomy places the organism in Eukaryota, Viridiplantae, Streptophyta, Magnoliopsida, Poales, Poaceae. The record is from the annotation of a GenBank genome assembly.
AUGGGUGCUGCAGCAGGGAAAGCCGUCGAAGACCAGGCAUCUGCUGGUGGGGCAACAACGCGAGCGGAGGACCGGAUGGCCGUCGCUGAGCGCGUCAUCCUCGAGUUGGAGCGCCGCCGCUCAUCCGGCGACGGCUCCGACGUCGGCAUAUGGGACGCGCAGGCGACCUGCACCAACUCGGGCCUCCUCGCCGCGGUCGACGAGAUAGUCUUCCUCAAGGAGAUGCACGCGUUCCCCACGGCCUCCGCCGCCGGCCGCCGCAUGGACGGCGCCCUCCGGGCCGCCAUGUCGUGCCUCAUGGAGGAGUUCCUCAGCCUCAGGGUGUGGGACGGUUCCCAGCUCGAAGGCAGGAGCGGCCUCCGCUUCGCCGUCGACAAGCUCUCCGUUUCCGUGGCAGCGGCCCGUGGCGCGUCGUCGUCGUUCGCCUUCCUAACCGGCGGCAGCACGGCCAGCACGGUGAGAACCAGCACGGCCGAGUUGAGCUCCGGCACCGUCGACGAGCUGUACGCGUCCGGCUCCGGGAGCCAGCCGGCCGGGCCGGAUGUCUUCUCGGACGGGGAGUUUCCGGAUGAGCUCGACCUGAUCUGCCCGGCGAGCUUGUCCAUCCUCCAUGAGAUCUCACUGCGUGUCAUCCGUGCUGGCUACACGAAGGAGCUUCUCCACACGUUCGCCAACGCUCCCUGCGAAGUUUUAGACAGGUUCUUGUCGAUUCUCCAAAUCCAAGUAGGAUGCUCUCCAGAGAUCGAGACCGACGAGUCGAUCAGCUAUGAGAACGCCGAGUGGUGGACAGCGGAGGACAUGAUCCGGCGGUGGAUCCUGGCGACCAAGCUGGUGGGGAAGGCCCUUGUCGCUAUGCAAACGCAGCUCCUCGCGCAGAGCAACGGCGCCUUCGACAGGUUCAAGAAUGACUACCUUAUGGCCAUGGCGAAGCGGAGAUCUUAUAUCCUGCUCAGGUUCGCAGACGGAUUCACCAGCACGCGCUCGCCGGAGAAGCUCAUGUACGUCCUGGAAAUGUACGAGGUCCUUGGCAGCGCUGUCCCGGGGCUCGUGCUCGUGCUCACCGGGCAGCACAAGGAGCUCUUCUCCCGGCAGGUAGAGGUGGUUCUCGCCAAGCUGGCGCGCGCGCUGAGGGUCAUGAUCGGCGGCGCCGUCACCAAGGUCCGAGCCGGCGUCGGCUCAGGGACGCAGAGCGAGACGCGCGGGGUCGGCGGCGGCGUCCAUCCGCUGACGCGGUACGCCGUGUCCUGCAUCGAGUCGCUAGCACCGCACCGCGGCGCGCUGGAUGUGAUCCUCGCGAGCACGGGCGGCAUCCUCGAGGGCGUGAACUCGUUCGGCGAUCUCUUCUCGGAGCUAGUCGCGUCCCUGGAGCCCAAGCUGGAGGAGAUAUCCGCCCUCCGUGGCGAGGAAGGAGGCGGCCUGCGGCACCUCUUCGUGGCCAACAACACCAGCUUCGUGCUGAAACGCGCCGGCGUGCUCGGGGGAGACGACGAGUGGACCGCGUGCCACCGGAGCCGAGUCGAGCAGCACAUCACGAGCUACAUCGAGGCUUCCUGGGCGCCGGUCGUGGCCUGCCUCGAGGCCGGCAAGCCCGCCACCAAGGCGCUGGCCAAGUUCAACGCCGCGCUCGAGAAAGCAUACAACGGCCACGUACGCUGCGAGGUCUCGGAUCCCGAGCUCAGGGCGGCGCUGCGGAAGGCCGUGUCGGAGAAGGUCGUCGCUGCUUAUGGCGCGUGGCUGAUCGAGCACCCCAAGCUUGGCAAGUCUGCCAGGUACACGCCCGAUAGCCUGGCCGGGUUGGUGUCAGAAUUGUUUGAAGGAGAGGACGCAGCGGCCAGAUAG